Molecule: messenger RNA, 678 nt
Organism: Cooperia oncophora
Lineage: Eukaryota; Metazoa; Nematoda; Chromadorea; Rhabditida; Trichostrongylidae
Source: the annotation of a GenBank genome assembly
AUGAGUUUAUUAUGGAACUUCAUUUGCAGCGUCAAGAUCAAACCGUCGUGCAAUCUCAUCUUGUGCAAGUACCCACACGACAAGCAAACCUGCGAUCUGCUUAUCAAGUCCUUCGCCUAUCCCGUAGAGACUGUACGAUUCGAAUGGUUCACACGCCGAGUUGACGCCAUCGACAAGAAUCCUGAUGUUAAGCUGCCGGAGCUGUAUAUUGACCGUUAUGAACCAACACUGUGCAAGAAGACAAGAAAGUCAGGCGCCUUUUCCUGCCUUCGAGCUGUAUUCCGCCUCAAGAGAGACGUCGGAUUUCACAUCGCUCAAACUUACAUUCCAACUUCGUUGGCGUUGAUGUUCUCUUGGGUUGGGGUUUGGCUACCCGAAGAGUUUAUGGAGGGUCGAAUCGGUGUCGCUAUCACCGUUUUGCUUACCCUUUCCACAGAAUCAGCUGGUGCUCGAGAGCAUCUACCAAGUGUCUCCUAUCUGAAGGCUAUUGAUCUCUGGUUUGGUUUCAUCACGGGAUUCGUAUUUUUCACAUUACUACAGACGUUGUUCGUGAUCGGCUUCGACAAACGAUCUAAUCAAUUGAAGAAAUGGGCAAUGAAGCAGAAAUUGGAUAUUACGGAAGAAGUACGGGAGAUGAUGUUGCUUAAAGCGGGGCGCUACCACAAAACUGGCAGGUGA